Messenger RNA from Bipolaris zeicola 26-R-13, 1083 nucleotides. RefSeq lists its product as uncharacterized. Gene Ontology annotation, biological process: proteolysis. Gene Ontology annotation, molecular function: metalloexopeptidase activity. The transcript is spliced from 7 exons. The coding region runs from base 1 to 1083 and encodes 360 amino acids. The record is from RefSeq and is a predicted model, not a curated record. Lineage: Eukaryota; Fungi; Ascomycota; Dothideomycetes; Pleosporales; Pleosporaceae.
AUGAGAUAUUUGGCUACGAUUGGCGCGCUUUCUGCUUGCAUCUCUGCGAGCAGCAACAUCCCCGUAAACCCUUCUGUCUGGGCCAUUGCUCAAUUCGCUGGCGCUGUCAAUGCUUUUUCGAUUGAUGGCAGUAAGAUGCCAAAGUCCUCAUUCUCCUUAUUCGAAUUUUCUCCGAGUGGGAAAGUAACAGUGCCAUUAAUGAUUGUCAAUGGUGGAUGUAGCAAGACCGACUAUCCAGCAGACCUAGCGGAAAAGAUCGCCAUUAUUGCCCGUAGAAUUUGGGAUUUUGGUAUCAAAUGGGCACUUGCCGGCUCUUUAGGCGCCUCUGGAGCUAUCUUGUAUAGCAUCAGUGAUGACGGCCCUGUGCAAGGAACGCUUCUUCCUCCCCCACGCCCUCAGGGUCCUUACGUCCCCACACUAAAUAUCAUCAAGGAUGUCUCUGAACCUAUUCUCAUUCUCGGUGCUCAUACCAAUUCAAUUAUCGCUGGCCCGGGUAUCAACGAUGACGGCAGUGGUAUAAAUGCUCUCCUUGAAGUCGCAAGAGCACUUUCAGGAUAUACAGUCAACAGUGCUGUAACCUCUGCGUUCUGGACUGCCGAAGAAUUAUACCAGCAUCCGGGUUCAUCCCACUUUCUCCAGACCCUGUCUGCAGCAGAGAAAUCUAAGAUUCGCGCUUAUCUAAACUUUGAUAUGAUUGCUUCACCCAACUACGUCAAUGCUAUCUAUGACGGCGACGGUAAGGCGUUUGGCACCGCUGGCCCCUCUGGUUCAGCCGAAUUACAAGCAUUAUCCCAAAAAAUACUUUCAAGCUGCUGUUGGCGGGACCUUUACUGGUGCAAAAAUAAUAAGACUGCUGAAGAAGUUGUAAUGUUUGGUGGAGAGGCUGGUAGUCCGUACGACUCCUGUUACCACACAGCGUGCGAUACUGUUAACAACCUUAACAUGGAUGCCCUUGUGCUGCGUACCAUGGGUGUCGCAGAGGCAGUUGCUAUUACUGUUAAGAAGAACGUAGCCAGGGCUAGGAGAAGCAGUGAAGGGCAUGAACAUGUCGGCGGCUGCGCACAUAGUUACUCAUGGAUAUGA